AUGGGAUUUUUCUCUAAAAAAAUAUUUGUGUAUAUUAAUGUAUUCCUUAUAUCACAAAACAUUAAAAUUAUCUACUCUAUAUUUUUUUACCUUCAAUUUCUCAACUGUUGCCAUGACAAUUACAAGUCAUCAAAGAUGUCGUCCACAGCAAGUACGGUUGGUCGUGAUGUCGAAGCGAGGGAAUACCUCGAACAACAUCGAGUGUUGGAGCUUUUCAAUAACAUGACUUCACAACUCAUAUACAACAGACCAGAAAACCCAAAGAAGUAUAUGAUUGAUUUACUCGAGAAACUGCAGCGAUCCCGAGCUACUAAACACGACUACCCCUGUCUGUUUGACGACACAAAUAUCCAGUCUGUGUACAACAUGCUGGACCCCACAAACCGGGGAUUUAUCACACUACAACAGUACAAAGAAGCUAUGGAUACUCUAGGAAUUAGCCCAGUCAAUGAAAAAGUUGAAGGUGCAAGCGAAGACAAAAUCAACUUUGAUACAUUCCUCUCUCAAGCGAGGUCUGGUCUAAGUAAAGCAUCAGCAACAUUCCAAGCAUCAUAAGGACACUAGAAGUUCAUAUUGUAAAUACUGUAUAAACUCAUCCAUACCUACUUCCCUGUUGAUAUGUUCAUAAUUUUAUGAUAUUUGAAUAAAUCAUCUAAUUGUU
This is a messenger RNA of Magallana angulata, 661 nucleotides long. Its product is annotated as EF-hand calcium-binding domain-containing protein 10-like. Bases 1 to 555 code for a protein of 184 amino acids. NCBI's taxonomy places the organism in Eukaryota, Metazoa, Mollusca, Bivalvia, Ostreida, Ostreidae. The transcript is spliced from 5 exons. Gene Ontology annotation, molecular function: calcium ion binding. The record is from RefSeq and is a predicted model, not a curated record.